Aethina tumida (small hive beetle) is the source of this 3911-nucleotide messenger RNA. Its product is annotated as chondroadherin. Gene Ontology annotation, cellular component: extracellular matrix. The coding region runs from base 450 to 2189 and encodes 579 amino acids. The transcript is spliced from 4 exons. Gene Ontology annotation, molecular function: protein binding. NCBI's taxonomy places the organism in Eukaryota, Metazoa, Arthropoda, Insecta, Coleoptera, Nitidulidae. The record is from RefSeq and is a predicted model, not a curated record.
CAGUCGCAAACGGACCAAACGCCAGCCAGUUUUGUUCUGCUUCGCUCUCUCGUCGUCGCAGUUUUCCGCGUGACGCGCUCCAGCACCAGACGUCGGCAACGGUCCGACUCCCCAACACCGGUCCGAUCUCUUGAUGUUUUGAUGUCUUUCGCUGCGCCUCCAUCCACAUCGUCGACCGUUUUUAUCUAGAUAUUGUGGCACGUGUCCCCGUCUCAUGUGUGAAGUGUCUCUGAAUCCUGGCCGAUUUUCUGCUCUUUCUGCAUAUUUGAGUUGAUUCAAGUCAGAGUCAAACGCUGAGGCGUCAAGACUACACUCAAAUUCCUAUCCCGUACCAGAAAGGAAAUCACUUGAAUAUCCCGAUAUCCCGAGUGCACUUCGCCGGUUUGAAACUGCUGCAUUUGAAGUUCAAUGACUGAAUAGAAAAGGUGUGACGAUGCAGCAAGACUGCCAUGGAGGAUGAUAGGAUCCCGAACGGAAUUCAUAUCCGGUCAAUGUGGAAUCGUGUAAUUCAUAGCAUUCUUAUGGUAGCAUUGAUAGGGUCUCUGGGAGAUGGGGCUCUGUGUCCUGCGAUAUGUCGUUGCGAGGAGGAAGCCUUGGCCACGUAUUGCACCAAUGCAACCCAACAGCUCGAGUUCGUGCCCAUACAACUCAAUCCGGAGGUUAAAAAAAUCGAUUUGUCGAAUAACAAAAUAACGAACCUGCACUUCGCGUUAUCAUUUUAUGAUAAGCUCGUGCAGUUAGAUUUGUCGGGCAAUAAAAUUAACACGUUGGGAUCGUCAAAUUUCGAACACCAGAAAGUCCUUCUGCACCUAAACUUAAGUAGCAACGUCAUUGAGAAACUUGGCAAGGACUCGCUUAAAGGUUUAAAGGCACUAACCGUUUUAGAUAUGAGUUACAACCGAUUGGAGAAGCUCACCUCGAUAGCAUUCCGUGAAUUACACUCGCUGGUUAUUCUUAAACUGAGCGCAAACCGUUUGAUGCACCUGGAAGACGGAGUAUUUAAAUCAACAAAACACUUAGAGGAGUUAUUCCUCGAGGAUAAUCAAUUUAUGGUCGUUCCCAGUUCAGCGCUCUCUGAUGUGUUAAGUUUGCGGCAUUUGUCACUCUCACGCAAUCUGAUAGAGUCGAUCGAGGAAGGGGAAAUGCCCCAACUUUCCCAAAUGUCCACUCUUCAACUUGAUGGCAACGUUAUGAGUGACAUUAACCCCACUGCAUUUAUAGGUCUGGUUUCACUUGACCAUCUCGACGUUAGCGACAACAAUUUUACAGUCAUUCCCACAAAUUCAUUAUCAAAAUUGUCCAAUUUAACGACUUUAAAAUUCAGCGGCAAUUCUAUAAGUAAUUUACCAGCGGUUGCAUUUCGUGGUCUGUUCCACCUAAAAUACAUUAAGCUAGACCGGCUGCAGUAUCUUGAAACAAUAGAUCCUAGGACAUUCAUAGACAAUAUCAAUUUAGAAAAGGUCUAUCUAGAUUUUAAUAUAGCCCUGGAAAAAAUCCCAACCCGAUUGUUUCACGGCAACCCCAAACUUAGAUACGUGUCCAUUCGCUACAACAAACUGGAAACGCUGGAAGUCACCCACUUCCCUCUGGAUCAGCUCCGCGAAAUUAGAUUAGCCGGCAACCCCCUGCAAUGCAACUGCUCUUUGGGAUGGUUAUGGCAGUUGAUUAAAUUGCAGAAAGCAAAAACGGCACAAACCAACGCAACAAGUACACACACAACCAAAGACAAACCGACCACACGUGAUCUAAUAUUAGAUGGUGAUGAAAUUUCUUGCGAAGGACCCGAAGACAUGAAGGGACUGCUGCUUUCGGAUGCCUCCAAAUAUCAAAUGGAUUGUUCGGUCGGAUGGAUGGCGGCUGUUUCCGUUGCGGUGACCGUUGUAUUCAUUCUGGCCGUAAUAGGUGGCGUAGUUUACUGGGCACCGACAAGAAAAUCAAAAAAUAAUAAGAAAGACUUGACUAACUUGGACACAAUACUGAGAAGACCGCCUACGUGCUCAAACGGUUUGGCUGAACCAUAUGAAGUCACACAUAUUGAAAAAUGCAUGAUGCCACCGCCUAUUCUACAUAACGAAUAUCGCUCUUUACCUUCUUGGGAUCCUUAUGGCGCCCAUUGUCAAAGCACCAUGAAUAUUUAUGAAACUCUUGAUGAAAACACUAAAUCAAGACCCCACAUUGUCUAUGUAUAAGUCUUCUUAAUGCGUUCUUCCUAAUAUUUGUAACAGUGUAUGAUUAUAUUUUGUUAAAUAUAUACAUUAUUAUUGUAUAUGACAUCAUAUUAAUGGGAACUGGUAAUAUGCUAUGGACUUUUUAUUAAUCCUGCGGCUCAAGUCACUAUGUGGCUGUUAUUUCUUAUUUUAGUAUAAAAUAAGACUGAUCCUUUUUUCUAAAGAUAUUUUUACCGCUUAAUGUGUCAAAAAAAGGUUUUUAAAGAUUCGUUAGUUUUACAGAUUUUGACCAUUUUAGUGUAAAACACUCAUUACUGCAUAUACAAACUAAAGCUCGGACUUUUUACUUUUAAAACUUUCUUCCCAAACUAAUGGUGUUUUCUCUCAACUCUAUUCAAAUUUUGUAAUAAAUUAGAAAAUUAAUAAUGUAAAUAUCUGGGUUUUAGUAACGUUCAUUAAUAAAUUAAUUCCAGUAGUUGUAAACUAGUUGGAACUGGUGGACAAAAUAAUAAACAAUAUUAAUUCCAAAAUAUUUAUAAUUUUUUAACAACUUUGGAUAAUUAAAGAAAGCAUAGUUUUGUCCACAUAGUAUAGGCAACAAAAACUAUUUAAAACAGUGACGCUGUGUAAGAAAAACAAUUUUAUAAAAAUUUAAAAAUAUUUAAUUAAACAUAAAUAUGAAUAAUAAUAUGAAAACGUCACUAAAUCUUACGAAAAAAUAAAAAUGCCGUCCUAGCACAACUAAUGAUAGUACAAAAACUGAAAUUUUGUACACUAAAAGGGUUAAAAUAGCAGUAAAUUUUAUUUAAUAUUAAGUUUAUUUAUUGUUUGUUAAUAUUAUUGGAUAUUGCUGUUAUGUUUUUGUUUAUUGGGCAUAUUAAAAGUAUUUUUGUGGCCCACAUUCUAUUGUAUAAAAUUCUAUGCAAGGAAAGCAAUAAAUAUUAUUGCAAUUUGAUUGCAUGAUUUAAAAAGGAUUAUACAGUGUGAUAUACAAUAACAUGUGUAAGGUUUAGUGUAUCGUAACUGUAAACUCCAAUUGCCAAAGUGUUUCACAUAUUUGUACAUCAUACUGUACCUUUAUUUUGGAAUAUAUAAGGUAUAUAGACAGAGGGUGCCAAUGUGUGUAUAUCUAUCUAUAUUUCUUUAAAAAAGUCGUUAUUCAGGAAACAUGGCUCGCUCUGUAUAUUUUGUAUACUUUAUAAUCAUAAGGAAAAUAGUAAGCUUAUAUUUUGGUUGUAAAACAAUGUAAACGUCACCGAAAAUACAUAAUUCUUAACAUAAAGUGUGUAUAAAAAAGUGCAGAUUAAUUAGAACACAGAUAAGUUUGUAAUAAAAAAAGUAAUUUAGAUAUAGAACCAUCUAAUAAACUCAUGUUUGUUUACAUUGUUUUAUUAUUAUUUAAAACUAUGUAUGUGGACUUGUUUACUAAUUAGAAUCAAAAAAAUAAUUGGAAAGUGAUAGAACUAAUUCCAGACCAGUUAGAGCUGUUACUUUUUAAACCGUGUAUAUACAUAAAUAACUUUUGUCUACGUGGUAAAUUAUUAAACAAUACAGAUACUGGACCAUGUAUAUUAAUCCAUAAAAUUUUACAUUUGUAAAAAAUUGUUAUAGAACUAUCAAAAUACUGUGUAAUUAACUGUUCUUUAUUGUAUUAAUAAUAACAUCCCGUAAUAUAAUUGAUAUUAUUUCUUCAUAUGUUACAUAAUGUUCAACUAUAAUAUACAAUAAAAUAUUUAAAAAUUA